AUGGCUGUUACUUCCGGAUUUUCAGCGCCAGAAAGCGCACAGAAUGCCCCAAACAUAGCUCUUGCUUUGCUGAAGCUGGGCUUCAUGCUUAUCUCACUCUGUCUCAUCAGCAUCUUAGUCUACAACAUCUACUUCCACCCACUAUCCAAAUUCCCCGGUCCCAAAUCCAUGGCCGCAACACGUCUACCCUACAUGCGCCUGAUGCUGAGCGGCCGAUUCCCUCAAAAGACCAAAGAACUGCACCAACAGUACGGCGCCGUUGUGCGCAUUGCACCGGACGAACUCUCAUUCAUAGAUAGCGAAGCCUGGAAGGCCAUCUACGGCACCCGAGUCGGACACGGACAGAAGGCCAAAGAUGGCCGGUUCUACGCACCAACUUUCCAGAAUGCCCCCAGCAUCAUAUUAUCCAAUGACGCGGACCAUUCCCGCUUCCGUCGGCUAUUGUCACACGCUUUCUCUGACGCCUCGUUGCGCGGACAGGAGCCGAUUAUCAAGAGCUACAUUGAUCUGCUAAUGCAGAGGCUACGCGAGAAUAUCGAUAACGGAACUAGCGUUUUCAACAUGGUUGCGUGGUAUAACUUCACAACGUUUGAUAUAAUCGGAGACCUGGCUUUCGGUGAGCCCUUUGAUUGUCUCAAGAACUCGACUUACCAUGAAUGGGUAUCGAUUCUCCUCGGCUCGAUUAAUAUUAGUGUGUACGCGAAUGUGUCGAGACGACUGCCCGGUUCGAAGUAUAUUCUUCCGUAUAUCACGCCCAAGCGGAUUAUCGCGCAGAGGAGCACGCAUCUAGCCUUGACGAAAGAGAAGGUCAAUAGACGGGUUGAGAAGUCCAAUGAUCGGCCUGAUUUCUUUGCGAAUAUCUUGAAACACCAGGAUACGGAGAAGGGUUUCAGUAUCCCCGAAAUGAUCACGAAUGGUUCCACCUUGAUCAUCGCGGGUUCGGAAACGACUGCAACUCUGCUUUCCGGGGUGACAUAUCUGUUGCUGAAGAAUCCGCGCGUGCUGGCAAAGCUGCAAGACGAAAUUAGAUCGUCUUUCACGGUCGAGGAGGAGAUUACCCUGGAAGCUUGCAAUAAACUGGAGUAUUGUCUGGCGGUCCUCACCGAGGCACUUCGGGUCUAUCCUCCCGUUUCAAUAGGAUUGCCUCGUAUUGUCGAUGCGCAGGGUGACAUGAUUGCUGGGCAUUGGGUGCCGGGAGGGACGAUCGUUUCAGUCUCCCAUCUAGCUGCCAGUCACUCUCCUACCAGCUUUGCCCAAGCGACAGAGUUUAUUCCGGAGCGGCAUUUGAACGAUCCUCGCUUCGCGAAUGAUGACAGGAAUGUGAUGCAGCCGUUUAGCUUUGGUCCGAGGAAUUGUAUUGGACGCAACUUGGCGUAUGUUGAAAUGCGGAUGAUUCUCGCGCGCAUGAUCUUCAACUUCGAUAUGGAAUUGGAGCAGCCUGAACAAGACUGGUUGGAUCAGAAGACUUUUGUUCUUUGGGAGAAACCGGACUUGGCGGUGAGAUUGAAGCUUAGAAGUCAUUCUGAAGGACAAGCCAGUCAAUUCUGA
Molecule: messenger RNA, 1548 nt
Organism: Penicillium bovifimosum
Lineage: Eukaryota; Fungi; Ascomycota; Eurotiomycetes; Eurotiales; Aspergillaceae
Product: cytochrome P450
Exons: 4
Coding region: 1-1548 (515 amino acids)
Molecular function (GO): oxidoreductase activity, acting on paired donors, with incorporation or reduction of molecular oxygen; iron ion binding; monooxygenase activity
Source: RefSeq, a predicted model, not a curated record